AUGGUUAUUGAAACUAAACAACAUGUUAAAGAACGAGAAUUUAAAAACAAAGAAAAUAGAGUUGAAGAAGAAGUGUUUUCUCUUAUUAACCAAAACGAAAUAGACAAACUUAUUAAAUAUUGUGAUCGAAAAUAUCUUACAAAGAAGAUAAUUAAAAUCAAAGAGGGAAAUGGAGUGAUUGAUCUUAGGGAAUUAAAAACUAUGAGUUUAAGAAUAGAAUUAGAAAAGGGAAACCUUCAAAUCUUCUUCUCAAAAAACCUCAAAGAUAUCGAAUUAUAUAGUGGAAAAGGAAUAAUUAAUGUUGAUCUAGAAAAUUCAGCCCUCUCAAAUAUUAAGAUUGUUGGAAAUGUUAGAAAUAAUGGAACAUAUCUAUAUACAAUAAAUAAUCACACAAAUAAAAUUGAUAUUGAGAGUGAUAAGUGUAUACAAUUGUUUUGUAAGAACUCUUCUAAUCUUAUGGAAAUGAGAAUAAGUGCUGACUUUGAUGAAAUUGUUUUUGAAAAAAAGUUAACUGCAACAGUAUACAUAUCAAAUAAAAAUAAAAAAGGGAAAGUGGUAUUAAGAAAUAUUCCUUCAUUUUUUUAUAAUGUAACAAUAGAAGGUAAAGGGAAAGGAAUAGAUGUUAGUGUUAGGGCACCUAUUAGUAAUUUAAUCAUUAAAGGAAGAGUACCAAGUAUUGAAAUUGAAGCAGAGCCUUGGAUAUCUGGUGGAACUUUGAUAAUAGACACUGACAAGAGUAUUCAAACAAUGAUCAAACCCAUUAACAAUUAUUCACUUUUUAAAUACAUAGGAAAACCUACAUUAAUUGGUAAUUUCAAUAUUAAUUUAUUUGAAUUUUACAGUGAAUUUGUCAUACCACUUCUGACAAAUAUGAAUGGGUUAUUGAUUCUACAUCAAUAA
Molecule: messenger RNA, 900 nt
Organism: Entamoeba dispar SAW760
Lineage: Eukaryota; Evosea; Mastigamoebida; Endamoebidae
Exons: 1
Coding region: 1-900 (299 amino acids)
Source: RefSeq, a predicted model, not a curated record